GUGCGAUUCAAACCAAGGUAGUCUUGAUUGGAUCCGCAGCGAAUGUACGGCAUCGGCAGCGACGACGACAGCGGUCCGCCUUCACGGCCUCUAAUCGAUGCUACCGCCGAGACGAGGCAACGCCUGCGGCGGACGAGGUAGAAGCCGGGCCAGAGGAGGCGACGGCGUUGAUGGAGGAGGGAGGAACAGAGAGGGGUAAAACAGGAAAGCGACUCAUCUCUGCCAUGAGGGUCCACUCGUCAGGGACCUGAUGUUCUCCUGCUGCGGUACAGUUUGCUUUCUUUCCAUCCUCAACUCCGGCGGCGGUUCCUCUUCCUGUUACCCCGCAUCCCUAGCCGCGACGACUCCUCGAUCGCCGGCGAAUAUCGUCGUCCCUGACUCUCAACUCUGGUAGCUCCCAGCCUCCCCACGAGUCCGACCAUCCCGCGGUUAUCAAUCUGGCUUGAACUGCACUUCGAAGUCUCGUUGCUUCAUUUUUUUUGAGUGUUUAUUAUGCGUUGUGCCUUCAAUUCAAAGAACCAUGCUUGGGAUAAGGACUCAAAUGCGAUGGAUGGUUCAAGAGUGGAUUUUCUAUUGUUGUCUCCAGAAGGAAACCCAAUGGGAUUCAGACCCGAAGCCCCAAAGGUAUCAAGAGUUCUUGCUGAAACCCACACCAUUUUUUUUUGAAAGAUCUGGAUAAUGCGGGCAUGUGUUACUCUCAAGUAGAAGAGCAGGUUGCGGUGCCCAGACGCACAGAUAAGACCUGAGUCAGUAAGAAUCUGAUCAGGUGGAGCAUCCAGCGAUGAUUCCCAGCAAUUUGGCAUACCCACGCCAUUUGAAGUUCUUGCUGAUAGCCUGAUACCCAUGCCAUUUGAAGUUCUUGCUGGUUGUGGCAAACUGACAGUGACAAACUGACAAUUUUCCUUCUCGUCAACUCAAGAGUUGCUUGCACUCCAAGUAGCAAUACCAUUUUUUAGAAUUUCUGCGGUCUAAAAGUUAGUCAACAACGUGCUAGUGGCUUCUAUAUCUGACGCAAUUUCCCUUUGUUGACGUACUGCAUAUUGUCUUGUAUGUCAACAUGUGUUCUUAAUUUUAUUCCAAAAACAUCACAUGUCAACAAAGUUUCGAUAAAGGGAAGCUUCUUGGAUACUGCCCUGGCCUCCUGUUAGGGAUAUGUAUAAAUAAACAGCAGCAUUGGAGCCCCUCCACUCCUACCAUUGAUUUGUUCAAGAGAUUUGAAGCUCCCAGUUCUUGUUGACGUUGCUGUAAUUUGUAAAUACAUGGAGGUGCAGGAAGGAAGGAAAGGAAUACCGUCGUUGCUCUCCUUGCAAGGGGAGUGCAUUGCAUCGAACAUCACACAGCUGAUUGGUUGGACGCCGCUGAUAGAACUGAAAAAUAUUGCCAAGAAGGAUGGCAUAUACGCUCGCCUGAUUGGGAAGAUUGAGCCGUACCAGCCCCUUUCUUCUGUUAAGGAUCGAAGUGCUCUCAGAUUGAUUGAAGAUGCGGAGGAGAAACGCCUGAUCUCACCUGGCAUAACAACACUAGUGGCACUCACGAGUGGUAAUCUUGGUAUUGGUCUGGCAUUUGUUGCGGCUCAGAAAGGCUACAGAUUCGUUGCUGUCAUGCCAGCAAAAAUUGCAAUAGAUAAGCAGAUACUGUUGAGAUACUUGGGCGUUGAAGUGAUAUUAGUUGAUGCUACAAUUAAUGGAUUCAAGGGGCUACUUGAUAGAGUUGAACAGCUUAAGAACGAAAUGGAAAAUGUUUAUGUUAUAGACCAGUUCACUAACCCUGCAAAUCCUGAUGCACACUUCAGAUGGACUGGACCUGAGAUAUGGAACGACACAAAAGGCAAAGUGGACAUAUUUGUUGCUGCAACAGGUUCAGGAGGCACAUUGACAGGCACUGGGAGGUAUCUGAAGAUGACGAAUCCAUCCGUGAAGCUAAUAUGCGUUGAACCAGCUGAAAGUGCAGUAAUUUCAGGUGGUGAGCCAGCAUAUCAUCAAAUACAGGGGAUAGGGCCUGGUUUUGUCCCAGAAAUACUAGACACAUCACAAAUAGAUGAAAUCAUAACAGUAACUUCCCAAGAAGCCAUGGACAUGGCAAGAAGGUUGGCAAGGGAAGAAGGAUUGCUCGUUGGCAUAUCUUCAGGGGCAAAUGCAGCUGCUUGCUUAAAGGUUGCGGCACGAGAGGAGAGCAAGGGAAAGUUGAUUGUGACGAUGUUUUCCAGUGGUGGGGAGAGGUACUUGAACUCAGAACUCUUUGCUCAGGUGAAGGAGGAAUGCGUCAACAUCAACAUGGCCUUCUAAAUUAAAUGUUCAGUUUCAGGCAAUGCUGGCCUACGGUCUACCUUCCAGGAUUUCAUUUCAUUGUAGUUGUAAGGAGUGCCUAUGUAUGUUAUGUAAAACCAGGCAAUGUAUCUUUUCCCUUUUAUCAAGAAAGCAAAUGUUGUGAUUAGUUCCA
Molecule: messenger RNA, 2439 nt
Organism: Sorghum bicolor (sorghum)
Lineage: Eukaryota; Viridiplantae; Streptophyta; Magnoliopsida; Poales; Poaceae
Product: cysteine synthase
Exons: 8
Coding region: 1260-2285 (341 amino acids)
Cellular component (GO): cytoplasm
Molecular function (GO): cysteine synthase activity
Source: RefSeq, a predicted model, not a curated record